This is a messenger RNA of Acanthopagrus latus (yellowfin seabream), 4383 nucleotides long. RefSeq names its product ATPase phospholipid transporting 8B3 (gene atp8b3). Gene Ontology annotation, molecular function: ATPase-coupled intramembrane lipid carrier activity; ATP hydrolysis activity; magnesium ion binding. Lineage: Eukaryota; Metazoa; Chordata; Actinopteri; Spariformes; Sparidae. Gene Ontology annotation, cellular component: plasma membrane. Gene Ontology annotation, biological process: Golgi organization; phospholipid translocation. Bases 559 to 4035 code for a protein of 1158 amino acids. The transcript has 32 exons. The record is from RefSeq and is a predicted model, not a curated record.
CCGCGUGGGUGCGCUGGAAGCCGGCAGGGUGAGUCUCGUCCGUGGUGGCCGCACUGACUUCUGCUGGUCGGUCGCUUCACCUGGGAGGGUGAAGCUGACCUCCCAUCAGCACACCCUCCACAAGUAGCGUUUUGCCCUUCCAGGUGAAUAUGGCCAUGAGGUGAGUCUCCAGCACGUAAUCAUUCAUCCUUCUCUUCUCACGUGACCGUUUGGCAGCCUCGUUGUUCUUGCGGCGUUUCUCCCAGUAGAGGGCAUCCUUCUUCUCAUCAGGUGAGCUGCUCUGGGAGUACAUGUGGAUACCUGAGCCUUCACAUGGGAGCAAGAGAAGGGCGUGUCUGGGAACAUGUUGCAUAGGGAUUCGCAGAAAGAGAGGUGGGGGAGGGGUAUGGAUGGGUGAAACAGGUGCUGUAUAGUGCUCGAGACAGUGCUGCUGAACAAUGAAGGUUUGAUGCCGAUUGUUAGAUAUAAGAAGCCUUGGUCCUCUCUCACCAGGAUUGCUCACGCAGCCAGAAGAGUUGCACAACUGCAGUCUACAAACAUUUGAGUCUCAGCAGCAUCAUGGCCAAGGAGAGUGUUGAAUCCGGCCUCACGUGGGAGGUUAGAGCAAACAGCCGGCACUACCACAAACCCAAACAGAAGAAAUCCUUUCUGUGCUUCCGCUGGGGGAGAUAUGCAGACAAUUUGUUGCGCAGCUACAAAUACUCCCCCCUGAACUUCCUGCCACUGACGCUGUUUGAGCAGUUCCAGCGAGUGGCCAAUCUCUACUUCCUCCUCAUGGUGGUGAUGCAGUGUGUCCCUGUCAUCUCAUCCAUACCCUGGUACAUCACCAUCAUUCCACUGAUCAUCGUCCUGUCUGUGCGAGGGCUAAAAGACCUUGCCAUCGACAUGGCACGGAGACGCAGUGACGCUCAGAUUAACUCCCGACCCUGUGACGUGCUUGACUCCCAAAGUUUCAGUGCAGCUCAGUGGAAGGAUCUGUUUGUUGGAGAUGUACUGCGAAUCCACAAAGACCAAGUCAUCCCUGCUGACCUUCUCCUCCUGUGCACUUCAGAGCCUCACAGUCUGUGUUAUGUAGAGACAGCAGAUAUCGAUGGAGAGACUAACCUCAAGUACCGGCAGGCGCUCAUUGCUACUCACAACGAGCUGACCUCUCACCCCUCAGAGGAAUCGCUUGCUGCCUUUGAUGGUGUGGUGCUCUGUGAGGAGCCGAACAAUCACCUGUACACCUUCAGAGGCCAACUGCAUUGGAGAGGAGAGUGUCUCUUGCUGGACAACCAGCACAUCCUCCUGAGGGGAACAGUCCUACGCAACACACAGUUUGCCUACGGCUUGGUCAUCUACACUGGCAUGGACACUAAGAUCCUGAGGAACUGCGGGAAGAUAAGAGUGAAAGUGACUCGGACGGAAAAAGUUUUCAACAAAGUGGUGAUUGGGAUCAUCCUGUCCGUGCUACUGGUAGCUCUGCUCUUUGCCAUUGGCAGCGGCGUGUUUUCCACUUGGGUCAUGAGCCACACAGGGGUUCUGACUCCUCUGGUGGUUGACGGCAACCCCAUCUACACGGGGUUCCUCAUCUUCUGGAGCUACAUCAUCCUGCUGAGCCCGGCCAUGCCCAUAACUCUUUACAUCACGUUCGAGGUGAUCCACACGGUCCACAGCAAGUUUAUUGGCUGGGAUCUGGAGAUGUAUUGGCCGCAGGCAGACAAACCGGCUCAGGCCAGGAAUACUUCACUGAGCGAGGAACUUGGCCAAGUGGGAUACCUGUUGAGUGACAAAACUGGAACACUUACCCAGAACCGUCUGCUCUACAGACAAUGCUGCAUAGCUGGAGAAAUCUAUGGGGAUGCUUCAGUCAGGGCAGAGGAUGUAGAGCCCAUGGACUUAAGCUGGAAUCCUUUUUCGCGAGGUGGACUGUUCAUGUCGGCUCCCCGCCUGGUGGAGACGCUCAGAGGACAGAAGUGUCCACUCAGCAUACAGUUCUUCUCAGCGCUGUCUUUAUGUCACACUGUCAUGGCAGAGUGGAAGGAAGAGGCUCCAGUUUACCAGGCUGCGUCCCCAGAUGAAGAAGCCCUUGUUGGUGCAGCCAGGGAGCUGGGCUGGGUCUUUCUUUCCAGGACAAGAGAUUUUAUUGUUGUCUCUGAGAUGGGUGUUACCCGCCAGUAUCAGCUGCUGGCCCUGCUGGACUUCACCAGCCAGAGACGUCGCAUGUCUGUACUGGUGCGGGAGCCAGAGGGUGGGUUAAAACUUUAUUGUAAAGGGGCUGACAUAGUAAUCCUGGAGAGGCUGCAGAAGGACUGUCCAUAUCAGGAAAGGGCUGAAAAAGCCUUGGAGUUGUUUGCCCAGGCCUGUCUGAGGACUUUGUGUGUUGCGGUUCGAUCGGUUCCUGAGGCAUCGUGGGAGCAGUGGAGUAAAACUCUGGCCCAGUCUGCUGCCAUGGCGACCUGUGACCGUGAAGCAGUGCUGGAAAAGCUAUAUGAUCAGAUGGAAAGAGAACUGCAGCUACUAGGAGUGACAGCAAUAGAGGACCGGCUUCAGGAGGGCGUUCCUGAGACUAUUGCUCUGCUUCAACAGGCUGGGAUUAAAGUAUGGGUACUGACUGGGGACAAAAAAGAGACUGCAGUGAAUAUUGGAUACUCUUGCAAACUACUGGAUCCUGAAACCAGAUUACUGGAAUGGCAGGAGCUGAGAGAGAUACUCCAAUCCCCAGACCCAGGGGUCAGUUUCUCCAAGGCCAGACAGAUGGACCUUUGGGUUGUAGACAAGGAGAGGGCUGGAGCAAAGACUGCUAUGGUUCUAUCUGGACCUGAGCUGGCAGAGUUCGACCAGAGACCAGAAUGGAGGUCCACGUUCAUGAGACUAGCAGAACAGUGUCAGUCGGUGCUAUGCUGUCGUGUAACACCUGGGCAGAAGGCUGACAUCGUCAAACUAGUCAGAAAGCACACCAGCUCAGUCACCUUGUCAAUCGGGGACGGUGCCAAUGAUGUUAACAUGAUCAAGACGGCUCAUGUUGGUGUGGGGAUAGCAGGAGUAGAAGGAGGUCAGGCAGUGCAGAAUGCAGACUUUGCAUUGUCCCAGUUCAGAUUCCUGCAGAGGCUGCUGCUGGUCCACGGGCGCUGGUCCUACAGGCGCAUUUCCCUCUUCUUACGCUGCUUCUUGUUUAAGACCUGCAGCUUUGCCCUCGUGCACAUAUGGUUUGGUUUCUUCAAUGGCUUCAGUGCUCAGUCUCUGUAUGAGCCGUGGUUUAUCGCUCUCUACUCUGUCCUCUACACAGCGACCCCAAUUAUGCUGGUGGCCUUCUUCGAACAGGAUGUGAGUGCAGAAAGCAGCCUGAAGUGGCCAGAGCUGUACAAGUGUGGACAGAGACAGGAGCUCUCCAGUCCUCUCAUGCUGGCCUUGUCGCUCCUGUAUGCCGUCUACACGUCACUUGUUCUAUUCUUUAUCCCGUUUGAAGUGUUUUACAACACAGCCUUCGACUACCAGACAAUGGCAGUCACAGUUGCCAUGGCGGCCAUGUUCACUGCCACCAUCGAGGUCGUGUUAGUGACCAAAUACUGGACCAAGUUCAAUAUAGCAGCCGUGUGUGUCUCUUUUGUGCUUUUCUUCAUUUGUACCAGGAUCACCCACAGCGCCCACAUGUUUCAGAUAUCACCCCACGACUAUGCCUUUCUCGGUACAUCAGAUAAGGCCUUCCUCAAUCCAGUUGUGUGGCUCACAGCUCUGCUCGCUGCCUGGGUGGCUAUGUUGCCUUCCUUGAUUGCCUGCGCUCUCAGUGUUAUUUUCACCGUCCAUGACAAACACAAGGUCCAUAGUGUGUCCAGUCAGCCGGUGGAGCUGAAGUCACAGAUGAGGAGAACGUCUCUUCGCCGUUCCUCUUACGCCCUCUCUCACGGAGCCGGGUCUGGGCACCACAUCACAUCAGCAACCUCCUUCCGCAGCAUAGUGCCAAUGGUGGAUGAGAAGGUGACUGCAAGUAAAAACCUCACUGCCUCACCAGACAAAAUUCACAAGGACAAUAGUGAUGCACCAAACGGAAUCUGAGUAAUGACUGAUUUAGGUUUUUAUGAGGAAAACAAAUAUGAUCAUGUAGUUAUUAUAUGCAACUUAGAGUUAAAAAGAUUAUUCAUAUCAUAUCUGUACUUCAAGUUGAAUAUAUGUAUAAAAUACAUACUGUACAUAUCUAAUUUAAAUCUUGUUUAAUGUUUUUACAUGGACAGUUUAGCUCAGCAGGAAUAUAUCUUAUCUUUGUUGUUUGAGACUGUUGUGGUAAAAAAGAAAAAAAAAAUUGUAUUUAUUUAUUUUUUUUACCUGCUGGGGUCACGGGGGAUUUCCUUUGAAGAUCAAACCAAACACAAUAAACCGACAGCACAGCUUUGUUUUACAAUUGUU